ACAUCUUCUGCAAGCGAUCCAAGCGCUCCUGACCUAGCUGAGCAUCUGCGAAGAUUUCGGCACCCCGAAGAGCAGUCUCAGGCUUUCCCAGAGAACUGGAAGGGCUUUCGGCCCCGCACCCCCAAGAACGAAUCGCAGCAAGCUGCAAGAAAGUUUCCUCCUUGUUCAACUUCUCGUGUUUGGGGUGGGGUGGGGUGGGGUGGGGGUGGGGAAAUGACUUUUUCCUGAGCAUCCCUUCCACUGCAUCUGGGCAAGGGAAGGGACAUCAGCCUGGCUACCCAGCAGGACACAAGCCAGGGUCCCACACAGUGUCCUCUGACCACAGACUGAUUGCUCGUGAGUCGCUCCGUCCGUGUCUUAUUCACUCCCCGGAGCCCCGCAGAGCGUGGAUGAAGUCGGCCUGCAAAUCCCACGGCCCUCCGGCGGGAGCGCGCGGCGCGCCCCCGUGCGCGGGCGCAGCCGAGCGCGCGCCCCCGUGCUCGGGGCCCGGGCGUCUGGAGAGCGCGGCGCGCAGGCGCCUGGCGGCCAACGCGCGCGAGCGGCGUCGCAUGCAGGGCCUGAACACGGCGUUCGAUCGGCUGCGCCGGGUGGUGCCGCAGUGGGGCCAGGACAAGAAGCUGUCCAAGUACGAGACCCUGCAGAUGGCGCUCAGCUACAUCGUCGCGCUCACCCGCAUCCUGGCCGAAGCCGAGCGGGACUGGGUGGGGCUGCGCUGCGAGCAGCGGGGUCGCGAUCACCCCUAUCUCCCAUUCCCGGGUGCUAGGCUCCAGGUUUCCUGAGUGGACACUGUGAAUGACUUUGGACUGCUGUGAAAAUAAUGUUCUAUCCCCUUUAGCCUAAGGCACGGGGCUAGGGUCUAGCCAAGUUGGUAGAGGACUUGUCUUGCAUGUAUAAAAGCCGUGGGUUCGAGCCCCCAGCUAUCGCGUAGGCAGAACACGGUGAUGCACGGCCUGUAAUCCUAGCGUCAUUUAGGAGGUGGAGAAAUAUAUAUAUAUAUAUAUGAGAGACCCUGUGUCAGAAAAAAAAAAAGUUGGGUAAGACUGGUACUAAACCAUCAGACAGAUAGUUAACCUUCUUAAACUUUCCAAGUUUGUCCCUAUUGGGAGAAGUUAUAUUAUGUGAUUCAUGUUCUGAGCAGCUACUUCGCGGUGUAAAUGCAUUUAUGCCCUGUAUAUUGUGUUUGCAUGCAUCAGGUAGAGCAAGACUUGUUUUUUUGUUUUUGUUUUUGUUUUUUUUGGGGCGGGGGUGGGGAGGUUGGUAGAGUACUUGGGCAUGAGCGCUCCGUAUUUUUUUAACUGUACACAUUAAAAUAUGGAUUUUGUAAAAUA
Arvicanthis niloticus (Nile rat) is the source of this 1328-nucleotide messenger RNA. The record is from RefSeq and is a predicted model, not a curated record. Lineage: Eukaryota; Metazoa; Chordata; Mammalia; Rodentia; Muridae.